Messenger RNA from Leucoraja erinaceus (little skate), 3348 nucleotides. It is a transcript of the gene tbkbp1, whose product is annotated as TBK1 binding protein 1. The transcript has 10 exons. Bases 490 to 2088 code for a protein of 532 amino acids. The record is from RefSeq and is a predicted model, not a curated record. Gene Ontology annotation, cellular component: cytoplasm. Gene Ontology annotation, biological process: canonical NF-kappaB signal transduction. NCBI's taxonomy places the organism in Eukaryota, Metazoa, Chordata, Chondrichthyes, Rajiformes, Rajidae.
ACUGGUGAGCUACUAUCGGUUGGCAAGUGGACAAGAAUUAAUAUCCUGUCCAUAAAAUAUGCAAAGUACAUUGUUAUGUACAGUGUGUGAACAGUUUUGAAGAGCGAUCUAAUCCGGAUAUUGAUGUGGUUUACUGAUGUAGUCCUUUUUGUUUUAACAAAAAAAAACCCCACACAAUAUACUUGGUUGUGGCAAAUGGUGAUUUGUAAAAGAAAGAUAUGCAUUCUUAAAGACGGAAAUGCCUCUUUAAAAGAGGGAUUGCUGGCGAGAGCAGCCGCCUUGGAAAUCCCUGAUGUCAACAAACCUCCCACUUGUAUCAGUAUGUCGAAGAUGGCAGCCCGCUGCCCCAGCGAUCUGUUCAAGCCAGGGUUUUUGCCAGAACAUUGGCUUGCGAGAAAUUCUCACCUGCCCGUCCGAGAAGCCGCCGGGACCGUCGUCAGCAGCGAGGUACAAUUGUAAAAGAAAGCAGUUUCCCGAUGACGGCCUACUAUGGAUUCUUACAACUUCUUCGAAGAAGAUAUCAGUAUUCUGGAGCAGGAGGGACUCCACGAUGAGGAGCUCUGGGUGGAGACGCCCAACACUGACCUUACAGGAGAGGAACACUCCGCGUCCCACUUUGCCCUGAUCACCGCCUACAACGAUAUCAAGCAGAGGUUGAUCGGGAUGGAACGGGACAACUCCACUUUGAAGAGGAAGCUUCGACAGUACGAUCUCAAGUUUUCCUUCUCCAACGAAUGUGCAGAUGAUCGGAAAUCGCCUCAAGGCCUGCUGGAUGUCACCUUGCUUCGCAACGAGAACCGGCGUCUGAGGGAACAGCUGGAGCAUCUCCGGAAUCAGCUUCAAGACAGCAAAGAGAGAGAGGACCACCUGGACGAGGUUAUUCAAGCUUACGAAAAGAUAAGUGUGGAGAAAGAAGACCUCAGUCACCAGCUUGAGGAAAUGGUACAUCACCUCUCUGACUCUAUCAGUGCUGUGACUGAUUCAUUAUUUUGCACCUCAACAGUCCUGGUGGAAGAUCACGUGUCAACGAUUCGGAGGCUGGAGCAGGCUCUGCGGCUGCGGGACAAUUCCGUUCAGAUACUCAGCGACCAACUGCAGGCGAAGGAUGAGCGGAUCGUACAGCUGAGCCCGCUGCCGGGAAGUCCGCACGCGCUGGAGAGCCCGCGCCGGCGGCAGAGUCUGCAGACCCUGGGGCAUCAGCUGGACGAGCAGGAGGUGCAGCUGCUGCAGGACCAGGUGGACGAGCUGCAGCGGAAGCUGCGCAACUGCCAGUGGCGGGAGGGGCAGUACAAGGAGGAAUGCGACCGUCUGCAGUCGCAGCUGAGCCAACACAGCCUGCAAGAAAGCUGCACACCGGAGCUGACCUGUGACCCCCAUGACAUGGAGUGGGUAAAGAUCACCGAGGAAGAGCAGCAAAGGCUGUUGCUGGCCUACAGCAAGUUGGCCCAGGAGUUCUGCCGUUUGCGUAGCCUGACAGAAGCGCAGACCGAGAUCCUCACACGACUCUCUGAGGAACAGUCAACGAAUAACGCCCACCCCCAAUCCUCAGCUUACAUGAAGCAAGAAGCCUACUCCAGCUACCCCAGGAGCUCAAGGCAUCUUCUCCGAAGCAGCUUCCGGGGCCGUCGGAGUUAUUCCGAGAUCAGCGAUGCGAGCGUGUACCGCCACACGAUGCCGGCGGGGCAGCAGGAGGAGGAGGAGACCUCGUCCAGACUUGGGCAGUACCACCCCAGCGAUUACCUCAAGGUGCCGGACAGCACGGACGAUGGGCCGUACAACGACGGGCAGCUGGAGUCGGACGAGGAGGACUGGAUGACCCACAGCCCGCCCGGCACGUUGGACAGGGGAAUGAGGAGCACCUCGUCCUGCACCGCGCUCCCCAUCCCCGACAGUUCCAGCGGCAGGAAUUCCACCGAAUACUCCAAGUCGGAGCACGCUCAGUCCUGGCCUUCCAUCAACCUCUGGAUGGAGACGGGAGACUCGGACAUGAGGAGCUGUCCACUGUGCCAGUUGGCCUUCCCCAUCAAUUAUCCAGAUGAUGCCCUGAUAAAACACAUCGACACCCACCUGGAAAACAGCAAGAUCUGACUGAUACUCUCCACGCUGAACCGCAGGACUGAAGCACGCUAGGCAGCAAAGCAAAGGCUCUCGAAAGAUGACCCAAGGCAACCAACGUCACCCAAACCAAAGCACCAUCUAAUUCUCUUCCUGGCUGAUGUCUUUUGUUACAGCUGCGGGGGGCAGCAGCCUGGGUAGGACCGGUGGUGGAGCAAGAGAUUGAGGAAUGCAGGUUAAUGAUCAAUGAACAUAACGUUGAGUGAUUGGGAGGAGGAUUGCAAGUUAUUGAUCGGCAAGAGUUCAGUAGGACAAACGAUAUGUCUUCCAGUAGAAUCAGUUUACUUCCAAAAGCUAAAUACUUGAACAUUGGUAGGCGGGGAACUUAGCUGUGCUGAAUGGGAGAUCACACAAUGGGAAGGGUUAGGAAAACGGAUGUUAAACUGUCAACCCGUUCUUUAAUGGAAUAAACUGAGUUAGUAGAACACACCAUGAGAUCCCGUGGAGAUAACCACAUCAAUAUUGUGUAAGAAAGAACUGCAGAUACUGGUUGAAACCGAAGAUAGACACAAAAACAAGUUGGAGUAAGCUUUUUUUGUGUCUACCGCAUCAGUGUGGUUAGCUCCCAGUUGGAGAAGAUAACUAACUACUUUUGGUGAGUAGUGAGAUGCAGAAACUGAUCCCUGGCAUGGCAUUCAAAGGAUGAAGGUUGAGCUGGGCUCUCGACCAAUGUAAAUUUAGAGCCCAUUGAUCAUCUCAUUGCAAAUUCUAUUUACUGUAAGAUAUUACACAUCUUAAUGUAGCACAGUAGAAGAAGAAAACUAAUUUGACAUUAAUAUCGGCAGUCACUUGAACCUGGGUCAUGUAGCAUCAUUGCACGCAUGCCUUCCAUUCACAUUUCGUCGUACUUAAAACAUUUAUGCUGGCCAGUGUAUUUUGAGUGUUGUGCGUUACCUCAGCCCUGCUCAAUGCAACGGAUAUUCCACAUAUCCCGAGUUUACACUAGUACACGGCCGCAUACUCAUAUGCACCCAUGCACCCAUGCACAAGGGCAUUCUCACACACAAUACACUCACACACACACACACGCAGGCAAACUCACUGAUAAUGAAUUGUUCUAAUAGGUUAUCACUUGCAGUAUAUUGAUUACCCAUUGAUCCAAAGAUCCUAGUGAUUGACUACAGGGAAGGAGAUUCUAAUACUAGGAUUUGUACUGGGCGCGAUCUCAAAGAGAUCAUGAAAUUUUAUAUUCUCUGUGUAUGUGUGUAUAUGAAAUAAAAAUCUAACACGUGC